AUGCAAACGCCUAGCGGUCAACGUGAGUACAAGGGACGUCCAUCGCGUCCAUCGGCGCUUGCGCCCGCACCCGUGCCCGCACCUGCACCCGCGCCCGCACCCGCACCCGCGCCCGCACCCGCGCCCGCACGGUCAAUUGGAACAACCACCAGAGUUGAACUCCUAGACUACAACACCCCUCAAAAUUCCAGGAACAAAAUCCCAGUGUCUCCAAUAGAGGAUGACAGAUCAGCUCCACUACUGCAGUACGCAGAGUGGUCGCCAGUGGGCGCCACGCUGGUGUUCGUCCACGAUAACGACAUCUACUACAAACCCAAGGUGUUCAAGACUCUAGUUUGCAGAAUUACUAAUAACGGAGUUCCUGGCGUGAUCUUCAACGGUGUGCCAGACUUCCUAUAUGAGACAGAAGUGCUGCGUCUGGACAAGGCGCUAUGGUUCAGUCCGGAUGGCCAGACUCUCAUGUAUAUUACGUACAAUGACACGCUGGUCCAGGCACAUAAGUAUCCCUGGUACGGUCUGGACCAGCAGGAACCGCCGGCGUAUCCUACUAUAAAGGCCUUGAGAUAUCCUAAGGUAGGUGAACACAAACAACCCGGUGGUGACAGUGAACGUGGUCAGCGUGAAGACACCCAAGUACCUAUUCUCACAUGCCAUACAGUUCACCUCGCAGGUUGGUACGUGAGAUGGACCGGCUGGACGUCAGAGAAGCAGCUAGCAGUGCUGCUGCUGAACAGACCGCAGAACGUCUCCCUCAUCAGCGUCUGCAGCGCCGUGCACUACAACUGCCAGGAUAUCUACCGCGACGAAUCGGACGGUUCCCGCUGGUCAGGUCUCGGCUCAGAGCCUGUAGAAGAUGACUGUGGCUGGUGCGGCAGUAUGGCCCUCGUGGGCUCAAAGUCCACCAUCUAUACCACGAUGCCAGUCGCGGACCUGCCGCCAGGGGGCGCGGGCGGCUGGUGGAGACAUGCUGUCAGGCUCACACAGGAUUCCAGAACAACACUGACUUUAGGAAGUUAUGAAAUCACACAGCUCAUGGGAUACGUGAUAGGCACAGCGCCAGAGAAGGCAGGUGAGCGUCACCUGUACAGAGUGAAGGUACCGACUGACCCAGCCAGCUGGCCUGACUCACCAGCAUGUCUCACAUGUCCUGGCACUGAUCUACUGCCUCCUGACGCAACUAUGGAACCUGUUAGUGAAGAUCCGGAAUUCGAGAACGCAACAUCAUCAUUACCCGCGUGGCCAACAUCCACAGUACUGCCUCAUAUCGCAGACGAGAAUGACACCCUGCCCACCGAGUGCCUCUACAACCGCAUACUGUUCAGCAAGAACUACUCUUAUUACGUGCAGGAGUGCCUAGGCCCGGGUCCCCCGGCGACGUUCGUAUGUUCCCACUGGGGCGCGCGGCGCGCCGUACUGUGGGACGGACGCCCGCUCUCUAACAAGUUCGCGGCGCUGGCACACCCGCAGGUCAAGGACUUCAGAGUUGAGGUGCAAGCCUACAGAGCAGCUCGUGUUCGCCUCCUCUUACCUCCAGGAUUCAGAGAAACUGAUGAUCUACCUCUUCCAUUAGUGUUGCACGUGUCCGCCCAACCUGGUGGUCAGUUGGUAACGGAGCGUUGGAAGCCAAGUUGGGGCUGGUACCUAGCAGCCGCGAGGAACUUCAUUGUCGCUGAGAUCGAUGCCAGGGGCUCCGGUGGACAGGGUGAGGAACUUCGAACAGAAAUCUAUCACAAACUGCUGUCAGUUGAUGUUGAAGAUCAAAUAGCUGUCCUCGCGUACCUCCGCGACAAUUUGAAGAUGGUGGACGGAGCCCGCGUGGGCGUGUGGGGCCGCGGGUACGGCGGCGGGGCGGCGGCCGCGCUCGCGGCUGACGACGCGCGCAACGUCACGCGCUGUCUUGCCGCCAUUGCACCGCUUACCGAUCUCAGACAUCAUAACUCGUACUGGACGGAGCGGUACAGCGGGCACGGGUCGACGUGGGCGGGCACGCUGGGCGUCAACGCGGUGUGGCGCAAGGCGGGCAACCUGCCGCCGCGCCGCCUGCUGCUGGCGCACGCCGCCGCCGACCUGCGCGCGCCGCCGCACCACGCGCUCGCACUGGCGCGGGCACUCAUACGGAACACCGCGCUCUACACGCACCAGACCCUGCGCGCGCCGCCGCACCACGCGCUCGCACUGGCGCGGGCACUCAUACGGAACACCGCGCUCUACACGCACCAGGUACAUAUGGCCUGUUUGAGACCCUGCGCGCGCCGCCGCACCACGCGCUCGCACUGGCGCGGGCACUCAUACGGAACACCGCGCUCUACACACGCACCAGGUACAUAUGGCCUGUUUGAGACCCUGCGCGCGCCGCCGCACCACGCGCUCGCACUGGCGCGGGCACUCAUACGGAACACCGCGCUCUACACGCACCAGACCCUGCGCGCGCCGCCGCACCACGCGCUCGCACUGGCGCGGGCACUCAUACGGAACACCGCGCUCUACACGCACCAGGUACAUAUGGCCUGUGAGACCCUGCGCGCGCCGCCGCACCACGCGCUCGCACUGGCGCGGGCACUCAUACGGAACACCGCGCUCUACACGCACCAGACCCUGCGCGCGCCGCCGCACCACGCGCUCGCACUGGCGCGGGCACUCAUACGGAACACCGCGCUCUACACGCACCAGGUACAUAUGGCCUGUUUGAGACCCUGCGCGCGCCGCCGCACCACGCGCUCGCACUGGCGCGGGCACUCAUACGGAACACCGCGCUCUACACGCACCAGGUACAUAUGGCUGUUUGAGACCCUGCGCGCGCCGCCGCACCACGCGCUCGCACUGGCGCGGGCACUCAUACGGAACACCGCGCUCUACACGCACCAGACCCUGCGCGCGCCGCCGCACCACGCGCUCGCACUGGCGCGGGCACUCAUACGGAACACCGCGCUCUACACGCACCAGGUACAUAUGGCCUGUUUGAGACCCUGCGCGCCGCCGCACCACGCGCUCGCACUGGCGCGGGCACUCAUACGGAACACCGCGCUCUACACGCACCAGGUACAUAUGGCCUACCCUGCGCGCGCCGCCGCACCACGCGCUCGCACUGGCGCGGGCACUCAUACGGAACACCGCGCUCUACACGCACCAGGUACAUAUGGCCUGUUUGAGACCCUGCGCGCGCCGCCGCACCACGCGCUCGCACUGGCGCGGGCACUCAUACGGAACACCGCGCUCUACACGCACCAGGUGUAUCCAGAUGAAGGUCAUAACUUCGAGCGCUCCUCAAUACAUCUCCACAAAACGAUGGAGCAGUUCUUUGACGAAUGUUUCGGCCCCGUCGAGGUGGCAGACUGGGACACAGGAGGUGUAGGCGGUCUGUUCCCGUUCAGGGACUAG
Molecule: messenger RNA, 3378 nt
Organism: Spodoptera littoralis (African cotton leafworm)
Lineage: Eukaryota; Metazoa; Arthropoda; Insecta; Lepidoptera; Noctuidae
Source: the annotation of a GenBank genome assembly